UAACAGUGAGAUGGAGCAUACAGAAAGACCUGCUAGGUUUCCUUUAUUUUCUUGAUGAAAUAACAGUAAGGACUAGUGUCUUAUUGAUAAGUACUGUAUCCGCUGAAAAUCCUAGUGUUUGGUUGGCUGGCCUGUACAUGGACUACUGUAGAUAAGAUGAAAAGGUUACAAUAAUCUCACAGGCAGGAACCUCCUUUGUGCAGAUCCUUCCUCAUCCUCCCUCGUUGCUUGCCAGUCUCGAAGCAGAGAAAGGCAUGCUUUGCAAAUGCCCGGUACCGGCGCCCCUCUGGCCCCGUUCUUGGUUGCAACCCUCAAGCGCGCCGCGCGCCUCCGCUGCGGCGAGCAGCUGCACGCGCUUGCCGCCAAGUCCGGCCUCCUCGCAUCCAAUGCCUUCGUCCGCAACUCCGUGCUCGCCUUCUAUGCCCGCCUCCCGCCCUCCCUCGCAAGCGCCCACCAGCUGUUCGACGAAACGCCCCCACCGCUCCGCGACGCCGUCGCGCGGAACACCCUCCUCGCAGCGCUGGCCCGGGCGGGGCACCUCGACCGCGUGCAGCACCUUCUCGAGGAGAUGCCGCGUAGCCACAGGGACGCCGUCUCGUACACCACCGUCGUGACCGCGCUCGCUCGCGCGGGGCACGCAGGGCGCGCUGUGGCUGUGUUCCGCUGCAUGCUCGCUGAGGAUAUCAUUCCCAAUGAGGUGACUCUAGCUGGUGUGGUCAUGGCAUUUGCUCGCCAUGGGGCACUGGCGACAGUAGGGGUGGCGCAUGGGGUUGCUUUGCGGUGGGGGCUGGAUGGGUUUGUCAUUGUAGCCACCAACCUAAUUCAUGCCUAUGCAGGGGUAUCAGAACUCCGUUGUGCCCAUGCUGUGUUCGAUGAAAUGCCGGAUAGGAACACAGUCACUUGGAAUGCACUGCUCAAUGGAUAUGUGAAGGCAGGGAUGAUGGAAAUGGCUGCAGAUGUGUUCUGGAGAAUCCCAGAGCGUGAUGAGGUAUCUUGGCAUACAAUGGUUGAUGGUUAUAUCCGUGCAGAUCUCAUAUUGGAUGCACUGAAAGCAUAUGCUCAUAUGGUGGGUGAGGUAGACGCAAAUGGCAACGAGACACUGCUUGUUGAUUUGGUGAAGGCAUGUGCUCAGUACUCUGCUAUCACAGAAGGCCAGCAACUGCACAGCGUUAUUCUGAAGAACGGUUUUGAUGCCCAUGCAUUUGUGCAAGCGACCCUGAUCAAUUUCUAUGGGUGCUGUGGUCUUAUUGGCCUUGCCCAGAUGCAAUUCAGAUUGUCAGACAAGUCGCACUUAGCAUCGUGGAAUGCCCUUCUGGCUGGUAUAUUGAGAAGGGGCCUAAUGCAUGAAGCACGGCAGCUGUUUGAUGACAUGCCUGAGAGGGACGUGAUUUCGUGGAGUACUUUGAUAUAUGGAUAUGUACUGAAUGGAUGUUCAGACAUGGCUUUGCAGCUCUUUUUUUCAAUGCUGAAUGCUGGUUUUGAACCAAAUGAGAUCACACUAGUGAGUGCUGUCUCGGCAGUUGCAGGAUCUGGCACAUUGGAUCAAGGUAGAUGGAUCCAUGACUAUAUAAUCAACAGAUCAAUCAGGGUUACUGAUAACCUGAGUGCUGGUCUGAUUGAUAUGUACGCCAAGUGUGGAAGUAUUACUGAUGCGUUGCAGUUAUUCAAUCAUGCCAGUGAUAAGUUCUCUUCAAUUUCCCCCUGGAAUGCUAUGAUAUGUAGUUUAGCUGUCCAUGGUUAUGUGCACAUGUCACUUGACCUGUUUUCACAUUUGCAGAGGACCGACAUUAAACCCAACUCAAUUACAUUCAUUGGUGUUUUAAAUGCAUGCUGUCAUACUGGGAUGGUAACCGAAGGAAAACAACAUUUCGAGUCCAUGAGACAAUUUGGAGUCCAACCGACAAUCAAGCACUAUGGUUGCAUGGUUGAUCUUCUUGGUCGAGCUGGGUACUUGGAAGAGGCAGAACAGCUUGUUGCAAAGAUGCCCAUGAAAGCAGAUAAUGUAAUUUGGGGCAGCAUCCUUUCGGCAGCAAGGGCACAUGGUAAUGUAGGCUUAGGAGAGAAAGCUGCAGAAGAAUUGGCAAAGCUCGACCAAGCCCAUGGUGCAUCCAAAGUAGCCUUGUCUAACAUCUAUGCCUAUGCUGGUCGUUGGGCCAAUGUUUCAGUUGUUAGGAAGGAACUCAAGGAUGAAAAUUUGGAGAGACAAUCAGGAAGCAGUGGCAUUGUAUAGUAAUGGGAUAAAGCAUUUCUUCAAUUUUAUCUCUAAUGGGAAGCUGAAUGACAGUAGACAGUCUUCACCAAUUUUAAACUCCUAGAAGAUCAAUUGGUUGAACGAACUACAAAGAUUGCUAGAGGUAGAAUCUAAAAGAUGAGGUUGCAACUAAGCAGUAGAUAUCAUUUUACAUAGGAGGCAAUCUCAGAGGAAGGAUUCCUGUUGCAGGACAGAAACCGAAUGGAAUUUUGGAAAUACACUGCCGAGUAUGGCCAGCGAAGGAAGUUGUAUCAUAGAGAUGGCUGUUUCCCCGUCAGCUUGAGCUAUUGCCCUAUUUCUUUUAUACUUGAUUCAAAUAAAAUGCUGCAAAUGUUUGUCUUACAGCCUGGAAAUUUUGUAAUAAAUAAGGAAUGCUGCAUCAUAAGCACUCCGUUUCUUAUUUUAGGAUGUUAGCUGACGAUAUUAACAUUUUAUAAAUAUACGUUUCUUGUACAGAGAAAUACAAAUUUGGUUGGGGAUA
Setaria italica (foxtail millet) is the source of this 2732-nucleotide messenger RNA. RefSeq names its product pentatricopeptide repeat-containing protein At5g19020, mitochondrial. The transcript has 4 exons. Gene Ontology annotation, molecular function: RNA binding; protein binding. The record is from RefSeq and is a predicted model, not a curated record. Gene Ontology annotation, biological process: RNA modification. Lineage: Eukaryota; Viridiplantae; Streptophyta; Magnoliopsida; Poales; Poaceae. Bases 266 to 2230 code for a protein of 654 amino acids.